AUGGAAACCAGAUCAGCGUCCUUGGUUGAGCUCAACAAGCAAGUGGAAGAACACCGAGCCCAUACCGACACCCUUUUCACAGAUCUACGAAGUGAGCUCGACGGGAAGUUCUCCAGCUUCCAGGAAAGGUUCUCGGGUUUGGAAGCCGUCAUCUUGAAACAUUUCACUCACGGACCUACACCAUCACCUGCUCAGGACGGCAGUCCAUCACCGUCGCUCUCCGCCAGUCUCUUGAGUACACCGGAGGUGACUCGACCCCCAGAUCCGCCAGAUACGACGCCGCACAGAGAUCCGUUGCUCCCGAACGGCAUGUCUUCUUGCCUGACGAAAGUAGAGCUGAAAGUCCGUCUGGCUUGUCUACACCUUGAAGGGAAAGCCUUGCAGUGGCACCACAACUUCAUAAAGAACAGAUAUGAUAUCUUCCCUUCGUGGCCUGAGUAUGUAAGAGAGCUCUAUGCGAGGUUCUGUAAGAUGUUUGAUAAUCCUCUGUCCGAGUUAAUGAAGGUGAAACAAGCAGGAGUCUCAAUCGAGGUUUAUCUGGAGAAUUUCGACUGCGCUCUAACAAGACUGUCUCUCCCGACGCCUCAUGCUUUGAGCAUCUUCCUGACCAACAUGAAUGAACACCUCGCUCUGAAUGUCCGCAAGUUUAAGGUCGAUUCGAUCUCGGAGGCUGCCAGAAUCGCCAAGCUCCAUGAAUCAUCCCUUGUGUGCACACUAGUCAGACAACCACGAGCUCCCUUCAAUCCUUACCCUAAACAGAAUCACCACCAGUUCAACAAACCCGCUCAUUCCACUCCGCUGCUACCUUCGCCCAACCAGACAGUUACCAACACAACACAACCAUCAAAACCUUCAUUCAUCCCUCGUCACAAUGGAGAUAACCCACCCCGGAGGUUUACUUUUGAGGAAAUGAAAGCAAGAAAAAGCCAGGGCCUUUGUAUGUUUUGCGACGAUGUCUUUACCCCAGGACACCAACUGAAACACAAGAGAGCUCAGCUUUUUAUGAUUGAUUGUGAGGACUACUCUGAUGAUGAAGAAGAAUUGACUGAAGUUGUAGUGGAGGAGAGUGCACCUUCAGCUAUGGGAAAGGCACCUACUAUUUCUCUCAAUGCAUUGAAUAGCUCCACUAGUUUCAACUGUAUGAGAGUGACCGGUCAGUAUGGGAACAAGAAGCGUUUGUACGUUCUGAUCGAUCCCCGUAGCACUCAUAACUUCCUAGAUAUUGGAGUCGGCUGUCUUCUCCAACCCAUCUCACCAAUGGCCGCUGCUGUAGAUGGAGGAAACCUGAUCACCAAAUAUAUAUGCCGAGACUUCAACAUGAAGACUUUGGUUCCGAUCCUCUGGGACUUCCUGAACCUUAAGAUGGAGCUCACUUUUCAAGGGAUAAAACAUUUACUCAAGGGAGUGACCAAAGCUGGCUGUAAGAUGAUCAAUGGAGGCAGUUUAAACAAAAUCUUACAGAAAGGACCUCAUAUUGCAAUGCUUCAGAUCCGUGAGUUGGGAACAGAUGAUACAGAACAGAAAUCUCUCCUCUCCCACAUAUCAACGAGUAACACAAAGUCUUCUCUCACUACUGCAGUACAAUCGCUCAUCGACCAGUACGACGACUUAUUCAUCACACCAACGGAGUUGCCACCAUUCAGGGAAGGCUUCGAUCACCAGAUCCCUCUGGAAACAGGUGCGAAUCCGUUGAACCUCAGACCGUACAGGGGCCUUAACAAGCAAACUGUGAAGGAUAAGUACCCCCAUCCCAUUACUAGAGGACUUACUGGACGAGUUAUGCAGAUCACAGUACUUCUCCAAGUUGGAUUUGCGUGCAGGUUUUCAUCAGUUGCGGAUGUCACCUCCUGA
Messenger RNA from Microthlaspi erraticum, 1851 nucleotides. NCBI's taxonomy places the organism in Eukaryota, Viridiplantae, Streptophyta, Magnoliopsida, Brassicales, Brassicaceae. The record is from the annotation of a GenBank genome assembly.